CUCGCGAGUAUCUCCCUACACGUGGCCGAAAGCUCCCCUUGUUUUGCGCUGGAUUUCACCACGAAAGAUUCCCUGCGAUGCGAAUCGCCUGCAAAUGACUGUAGUAACAUCUCGUAGUGGAUCUGUCACCGUCGCCGAAAAGUGUCAUGACACACUUUCGCCGCAAAUCAGGUUCCUGGUGAUAAUGGAGAGUGGAAAUUAGACAUUUAUAUAUAGUAACCACUGAGGAAAGCAAAAAUAAACUUAAAUAUGAAAGGAGAGAUGAAAAGGUGCAAGUGAGAUUACGAGAAGGACAUUUAAUAGAAAGGAGAAGAAGAAGAGGAAAAGAGAGGCAAAAUAAUAUUGGAACAUGUUGACUCUAGUGACGUAUUAGUAAACAAAAUGGCUAAGUUAUCUAGUGAAGAGAGGGCCAUGUUCCCUUUGACGGACAUUAAAUCUGUAGUGAAACUCUUUACGACACAUUUAAACAAGAACAAGGAGCCGAAUUUAGCCAUAUUGUCGAUUAUCGUUGGCCACAUAGAAAACACAUUGACGUGUGCCAGGGGCGCAGCAGCCCAGGAGACCUCCCUAACUUCCUCUCUCCCCGUUGAUUACGACGAUUGUGCGACUGCGGGAGGAGGAGGAGGUCUACAGACAGACAGGUAUUCCGAUGUCGACUGCACUCUACCGGUGGUGGAGUACAAGAGCGUCGAGGCUCUCUAUCACAGGUUCCUAGCCAUCAUCAAAGCUCACGUCGAUGUGACAGCCUUCGGAACCCCGAAGUACGCCACCAGGGAGCUGGUCAAGCGAAUAUCGGACGUGGUGUGGUGUACCUUAUCCAGCAGCUACUACAAAGACCGCGCCCACCUCCAGUCCAUAUACAGCUACAUGACAGGUGCCAAGUUAGAUAGUUCUGGAACAACAUUAGCCGUAGUUGCAGCGUGCCAAGCUCUUGGCUACAAUGAUGUCCACUUGGCAUUGUCUGAGGAUCACACCUGGGUAGUCUUUGGAGAGAAGGGCCAACACACAGUUGAAGUCACAUGGCAUGGUAAAGGUAAUGAAGAUAAAAGAGGGAUACCGGUUACUGACGAAGUCUAUAGCAAGUCUUGGUUAUAUGUUAAUGGGCAACCAGUUAUCUGUGACAGAUACAUGGAGGUUGCAACAAUAGUUUCAAACAUGAACCCUGGCAUUAGUGCAACAACGGACUCUGAAGAAGUGAUGCUUUUACAGCAGGCGUUACUGUGGUCCUUGUAUGAUGCUGGGCAUCUAGCUAAAUAUCCUAUGGCAAUUGACAAUUUGGGUGAUUUGGAAGAAAUGAUGCCAACGAAGGGUCGACAACCAGCGACAAAGAUGUAUGAAGAAGCCAUUACUAGUGCUGUUCGAUACUAUGAUAACCAGCAUGUGUAUCCAUAUACUUAUUUGGGUGGAUAUUGCUACAGAAAUAAAUUGUACAAACAAGCUUUGAAGUACUGGGCCAAAGCUGCUUCUGUUAUCAAGAAUUACAAUUACUCACGGGAUGAUGAGGAAAUAUACAAGGAGUUCCUGGAGAUUGCUAAUGAGUUAAUACCACACAUCAUGCGAGUUGUCAGCUCCGGCAUCUCGGCAAGGUCCAUUCUGAAAGAUCCUGAAUGCUUUGCGUAUCUUAUAGAGUUCUAUGAUGGCAUCUGUGAGUGGGAAGAAGGAUCUGCUACACCUGUUCUUCACAUUGGUUGGGCUAAAGCCCUGUUCAAUACAAUAUCCAAAUUUGAUGCACAUGUCAGAUCUCACGUGAAGAUGAUUUGCAUUGACCCAGACUCAUCAGAUCUUUCAGAUAAUGGGGACCUUCAGGGAUCUGCUGUGGAAAAAGCGGCGGCAGCAGAGGCUAGAACAUCACAAGAUCAGAAUGGCAAUAUGGCAACUGAUUGCAUUAACUUGACCGAAGAGUUGUUUUUCUGCGAACACUACCAUCAUCAUCGGAUUCGCGCAAACGCGCGCCAAGUCCGCAAGAGGUGCUAUGUUGGGGGUCGAAGGAAGAUGCUGAUGACUGAUCAUAUCGCUGCUAAGGAUAUUGACCCAAGUGAAGUUCUCCAUCGUUGGCCACUAGUCAAGCUUGCAUCAGCAAAAAUGCGAGGCUUGAGGGACCUGUUGCUUGCAGAUAAGCUGAAUUCACAAGCAAUAUCUCUUCAGCUAACUGCACAGUCACAGGUGACAACUAAGAAGAGAGGCGGAAAUGAGCUAGAAAGUCCGCACCCUGGUCGGUCGAAGAGAACGAGGAGAGAGUGAAAAUGACAAAGGACAGUUGAUACUGCUAAGUGGUGCGCCAAGACUUGUUACCUAUUGAACAUUUCCAAAAGAAAAUGCUUUUGUGUCAUCUUCCUUACAGACAUAUGUCAAGUGAGGAAUGCUAAGGUAUAUUGUAGUACAGCAGUUUGUUGUGAACAAAAUUUUUAGAAUAUUGCCUUUAGCAGGUAUUCUUUUUAAUGAUUCAACUAAAUGCUAAGCCUUGCUGCUUAGCUUCAAGGUGUGAAACUUUUUCAGUUUUCUUUUAAAAUUAAAAAUUGAUAAGAUUUUAGCAUGAGUAGCAGUCCAUGAAUGUUGCUGUUUAAGUUUUGCAGGUUUUUUUAAAGCAAGCAGAGACUGUAGUUUGCUGUAACUUCAUCAUGAAUAUGUUAGCUGCAGGAUGUUAUUGUUUUUCAAAGCGUUAUAUUAGCAACAAACUCAACAACUUUAAACUGCUGAUGAGAAAUGAAGCUUCAGAUCUUUUGAGCAUUAAGAAAUGUCUUGCACACAAACACAAAAAUGUCUUGACGUUACAUAUAUAUGCCCAGCUCCCAAGACCAGGUUUGUGAGCUGGGAACUAUAUGACAAAUAUUCAGUGGCCUAAUAAUAUACUAACGUUUAUGAUUAUGUAAUAGGUAACCAUUAUUGUGCUAGAGUAGCCAUUCCCCAGUGAUAUUGGGUAGUCAAAAUUAGACUUUAUUUUUAUUGUCAUGUCUUUACCAAAGUUUGAUUUCUUUUUAAAUUGAGAAACCAUGAUUUUAUAAUAUAUCUAUAAAUAUAUAUAUAUAUCUAUAUUUUAUGUAGAGAAUUAGGUGCCAUUUCUUUAGUAAGAAAUGAAAAGUUGAAUAGAAAUAGUGAUACUUAUUUAUAUUAAGAAUAAUGGGAAAGUAGACAUUGGAUACAUAAUGUAAUAUGAACCCAGGUAAUGGCUAAGGAGCUGGUGUUAUUGUUCUCUUAGGAAUCAAAGAUUAUUUUUAAAGGAUAAUUGUGGAUGUAAUUAUAAUUGUUAGACUACAUUUGAUUGUUGUAGUCUCCCCUAGGAUAAGUACCAGAGAUGUGCACAGCCGAGAGUAUGUUUGGAUGUCGCACAUAUUAUCCUUUUUGAUGACGAUGCACAAUGCGAAACUUCAAAGAUUUUAUUGAAGUGGAAUGUUUUAAGCCCUUCUGGUUGGCUUUUUGGGAAAAUUUGACAGUUAUUCUUGUUAUUAAUGGAAGCAGGAGGAGAGCAGGUGCACAGCCGUCAUUGUUUCUUCUCCUUGUUCAUGUUCUUCUUGUUCCGUGUGAUGACGUUGGUGAAGGCUGGAAAUGGGAGGCGGCUUGCUUGAUACCUCUUCCUGUACUGUAUAUUUGUGUCCAGUCUUAGUAGCCUGUGAUGAUUUAAAAGCUGUUUCAGGGGAAUUUUAUUGAUUUAAGGUGCUGGUAUAGUACAAUUGUCUUUGCAAAAAAAAAUGGUAUUGAUAAGACUGAGGAUUCAUCAAGUGUGUUGCUUGCUAGAUUUAUAUGUUUAGAGAUUUAAGCAAAAUGUGUAUGCAAUGGUACACGCCUGUUAUGUUUGAUUAUGAUAGAUUCUAUGGAUCCAGUCAUUUGAUAGGUUCAAUUUUGGAUUGAAGUCGUUCGAUUGAUUUACUUGUACAUAAUUAUUUCCCACUUUUUUGCUGGCAAGAGCCCUGUAGUUUGUCAUAUACAUUAAGCAGUAUUUUUGUUAUGGCAUGCUAUUAAGGGUCAUUUAUUUAUUUUUCUUUUUCUCUCUCGAAGGGAAUAUAACUCGUGAUGGUCAGCCAUCUUUGGCUCAGACAACUUUGUGGUAUGUGCCGACAGAAUUAUGGCACCAUGUGUAGUGUGUUACUGUGAAAUACAGUUAGCCUAAUACGCAGUCACCUAAUGAGGGAAUAGGGCUGCUUAAAAGUACCUGAUAAGAAGUAAGUCAAGUGGUUGUGCGCCUACUUAUUAUUAUGAUUACGUAGCAGAUGGAGGACAGACGGAAGUAUCCCUUAAUCCUUUUUCUCCUUCAUCUUCUUCCUCCAGUGCUGCUAAAAGCUGCUGGCCUUUGUAGCCAUUAGUACAGCUGACAGUGUUUAAACCUGCUUAGAUACACUAGAAGCUAUGUAAUUUAUGUAGGCUUUGGAAUUUGCCAACAUACAAAUGAUGGGGACAUCACUUUUGCUGUGUUCCCAUUUUCAGAUGUGCAUUGAUGCAGUCCAGAAUGUUUUACCAUGGGAAAUGCUUAGAUAGAUUGCAACUGGAAUCUCCACAAAAUGUUUUUUUUUUUUUAAUCUUAAUUCAAUUUUGUCUUACAAGAUAUUAAUGCCCACCUAUUUUUUUGUUGACUCUGCAUUAACUUAGAGACAGAUCCAAAUAAGACUUAGGUAAAGUAUAAUGCAUGGUGUAUAGUAAGUAGACAAAGACCAUGUUACAUUGUAAAUGAUAUUGUCAUUAUUUUCAUGAAUAUCAUCAUCAUAAUCAUGUAGUAUCAUGCACAACCCACCUCUGCAAUAGAAACAUCUGCCGAGACAGAGAGCAUUCUUGUACUUAGAACUUUACAUUGCAAAGGUUAGUCUCUGUACCACAGGAAACUUAUAUUAUCAUGUUCCUCUCCCUAGAACAAAAAAUCAUGUAAGCAUAAAUAUUAAUAGAUUGUAAGCUCACCUCAGUGCAGUAUACAGAAGUAUAGACAACACGUUAUCAGUAUCCAGUUGUCUCUCCUUGUGCCAGAUAAUAUAGUCACAGUUGUGUUAUGGCUUUCAUAGAAAGUUGACUUUUGUUUGCCUAAUCAGUUAGACUAGGGCUUUGUUUUUAAACAUGGAUAAUUCUCAAGUUGAUUCCCUCCCCCUACCCAUUUUCUUUGUGAUUUGUGGGUGAAUGUCAGGGUUAUAACUGUAACUUUUCAUAAUGGUCAUAACUUCCAAGGUACUAAUGGUGUAACUGUGGGAUAAAUAUGAAGAUGUUCCCCCUUUUUUAACCUAACUUUUCAGUCCCUCAAAGAUAACACACACAUGUUGAGCAAAACCUAUGAUAGAUUUCUUGACCUAGGCAACAUAGAACUAAGCUUCUCCAGACAGGCUGUAGCAUUAAGAAUAGGGGUAGGAACUUUAGAGGUUAUCAUGUUCAAAAUACAUUGCUUUGCUGUUCACACCAGAGUUACCUUGGCAACAGAAACACUGGUAUACUUUAUUUCCUUUGUAUAUGUUUCACAUUGCUGUUUGUAUGCAACAUGAAAACUUUGACUGGCAGUGCUUGCAAAUUUUAGCAUUCUAAUGUGGUGUCCAUAUUGUUUCAAAAAGUGAUGACCAACCAUUUCAUUGCUACAUAUAAGUUUGUCCCAUUGCAUGCAGCCUCAUGUAAGAGUGUUAAUCAACCUUUGCUUAUGAAGAUGAGGUGGUUUUGUUGCUAAUGUGGCUGCCCUUGUGAAGCUCUAGAUUUUUGUGCUUUGCUUGGUACCAACAGUGCUUGUUGCUCUGUGCUAGCAUUGCAAGGAAUCAUACACUUGAAUAUUAUUCUGAUUCUUGUACAGAUAAAAAUUUAUAUUGAUCAUUGUUGUGUCCAAGUUGUGAAAAAUUAGUAUUGCCAGUUGGUUGACUCAGAAGUGUCAUUUAUUCUUAGAAAGGAGACAUUAUGUUAUUUGUUCCAUGGUGCUUUGAGGCAAUUGUUUAUUUUAGUAUCACAGUCCCGUACACAAUAACAUUCAAACUUCACGAAGAUAUUAAAAUAUCAUAUAAUUUUACCUGUGUCACAUUGUGUUGUUAAAACCAUGAGCUAAUUCAGCCAAUUUACUUUUUAUGGGAAUCUAGAAAUUACAUAUCAUCACCUGAUUAAAAUACCUUCAGGUUGUUAUAUAAGAAACAUGUUAGCAUUGUGUAACCAAGCAUGGACAAUAGUAUUACAUAUAUGAAAAAUAAAAAUAGAUUAUAGCUUGUAAACAUUUUUUUAUCAUAAUCCCAUUAAGUGUAUUGUAUGCCUAUUAUCACAGUCACAUUGUUCCCAGGAUCAUCAGCCAUUUUUCAUGCCGUACAGAAGGUAGUCUCACCACACAUGAGCUUUUUGUUGUCUUGAAAUGCUGCCAACAUGCUCAGCCACUGUUCUUGGUGAUUUCUUUCUGGAUUGCUUCACACCCCAUAUUAUUAUUAGGUUUUCAGCUGCCGGUGCUAUUUGUUGAUACUGAUGCCAGUUAGGGACAACCAGUGAGCUGCUGCCUUUUGAUUUUUAAUUGUGUAGCAAUUUUUUUUUUCAUUCCACCUUAUCAUUAAGUAUUUUGUGCAUAGUUCACCUUUUUUUGGCAUAAUUCAAUAUAGUUCUUUUAGAUUCAAUUCUUUUUUCAUUGUAAGAUGCUAACUGGCUGUGAUUUUGAAUAAGUUACUGAUUACUUUUAUCACUUUCCUUUCCUCUGAUGUACUGUAGUACAGCUUGGAGUUGGUGGAUUUAUUUGAGUUUUAUUUUGCAAUUUAUUUCAUAAUGUUUGGCUUCCUUGUUUUAUGUUUUUAUGUGGUAAUUUUCAUUUAUUGACAUCAUUUUGACCUUCUCUCAAGUUUUUGUAAUAGAUUAAGGAGUAAAUUUGUUUCAGUUCUUUGUUUUAUUUUUUGGUCAUAUUUUGGGAUUCACCUGAUUUUAACCUGUGUGAGUUUGAUUUAAAUGGACUACUUUAUUUCUGCAAAACAGUAAUUACUGUUGUAAUAGUAUUUUUUCUAAUUAGUUUAUCAUUGAUGUCUGUCACUGUAAGAGGAGUCUGUUCAAUCACAACCUCCUAUUAGGAGGCAAGCCCCAUCCACUAUCAUUGCCGGAAAAAGAUUCACCUUGGUUUAUGUGGCUGCCUGUCCACAAUAUUGAGACCAACAAACAUCAGGGUUACUCAUCCUUAGUAAUCAGAGUUUUGGGAUAGUAGAAUGCACCUUUAGGAUGGAGGUAAAGGUAUUGGCGCAUGAUUGUUUAGUGGGAUUUUGUCCUGUUUCAGGUUGUGUAUUCAGUCUGGCUUCAGUAUCAACGCAAUUGUAGAUUGGAAUAUUCAGCAUGGGUAUUUGUUGACUGAAUAGUAAUGGUAUCAGUGUUUCUGUUGUUGAAACAUCCUUGUGCUCUUCUUCUAUGGGUUUUCCCUGCACCUCACAUCCCAUUUGAUCUGGGAGAAGUCUAAUCAUAUGCAAUUUUAUGAAAAGCAUUUCAGAAUGCAGUCUUUGAUGCAGAAAUUGUCAUAUUUUUUCUGAUGGUCUGAGCAUUGCCAAACAUACCUGGAUCAGGUAUGUUUGGUCUUCAGAUUUUAUAACUUCUUGUAGGCAUUUCAAUAUACUGUGUAGCCAAUGAAAACCCAGCUCCCGAUGACGCAACACACCUGAGAAGGUCAACGCACCUCGAGCAUUUCUGACGCCUGGCCGCCAGCCAAUGAAAAGUCGAAUAUCCCCAGGAUCCUACAGAAGCAUCUGUGAGCACCCACAUGACCAUGAUAUAAAGAGGACUUGCCACCAAGAUUCAGUCCUCCACGCACACACGCACACACACAGAGCAACUUGUAAUAGUAGCAGUAAUAGAUAUACUAAGUCAAAAUGACUCCACCGGAUUUGACGAUCCCCUUUGGCACAUUGCUUGCCAGAUUUAGCAACACUGGGAAAUCCUUGAUGAGGAAAAUAGAGAAGACUCUAUACAAAAUUAAUGGAGCUGAUGCAGCAAUCCUUUUUAAUAAGACUUGUUUAAAAAAUAUACUGUAUACUUAUUUCUAGGCAUCCCAAUUAGGUGGCCAACCUCCAGUGGAAAUUCUUCCAUUAUCUUCACAAUAGCAGAAUUCUGAUCUCUGGUGUAGUGAAAAAACACUGGCCCCUUUCUCUUAAGGAUAUGAUUUUUCUAGAUUCACCUGGUCAAGGUCAAGACAGAAACCUUUGAAGACAUCAGGUGACAGAGUCCUUGACAUCAUAGAAUAAGGAACAACAUGUCACCAUCUCUUGAACCGGACCAUCUUCCAAAACAUCCAAAUAUGCAAAAUUAUCUGUGAGGUGACUUGUAACACAUCAAGUGGUGUGCUUUAGACCUAUGGCAUCACUUGUUCUUGGACGUUAUUUCAACUGUCUACUCAUAAUGUUUACUGUCAAACUUUUAUUUACUCAUACCAGUAGUCAUGACAAGCAAUGCCUUUGAGAAAAGAGGUUUUGAACUCAUCAUUUUCAUUCUUUUAUUAUUUGUAGCCCUGUUGAGCAACAUAGUUUUCAGAGGUUUGGCUACUAUGUCUGAUGUUAAAGGUAAGUGUCCUUUCCAAUUCUGGAAGACUCAAACCUGAAUUAAGAACCUUUUUUAAAGCUUUAUAGUGUUUUGGCUAUACCUUUUACAAACCUGUAAGCUACCAGAGACUCGGUUCCUGAUUCUGUAUAACCCUCCAGUACUUUGCUGGACCUUACAGGCCUGUGAAACACUUUAGGACUUUCAGCAUAUAGGCCUUCCACUUAAGUGAUGAUUCAAGCAAACAUAUGAGCAGUUGGUAAGAAGGCAGGCACAUGUGGUGAGGCUAUCUACUUUUGUCUGGCAGAGAAGAUUGGUGAUCCUGAAAAAAUCAUGAUAGACCUUGAUAGUAGGCAUACGUAGUUAUGAUUAAUUAAUAUAUGUGAAAAACCUUCUUGCUAUAAAACCAUAGUUUUUGCAUUAUUCUCUUAACAGACAUCAUUGGUAGUCUUUGUUUGUACUAUUUACAUGGGCUGUCUGGUUGUAGAUAUCAUCAAUGUUUGCAUCAUGUAACUGAAAUUUUAGCUGCUUUCCCUCUUCACUUCACCUGUUAAUGGUUAAGGACUGGAAGGUCUCCACUGGUGUUUCAAUCCCCUUCCCUGGUAUGUACUUUAUUAAUAUUGCUGCUUUAACCAUCCUGAUGUUAUGCUUUCAUUUUUUGUCUACAGCCAUUUCAGUAUACAGGGACUAAGUGGUUGUAGAAACUAGCUAAACAUUUGCUCUCUUUGGGAGAGAGUUGUUUUAUAAGUCAGCUAAGGUAUUGGACAUGAUGCCAAGCUUUUUCUUCCAUGUUGUGAAUGUAGUUAAGUUGCUUUAUAGAGUCAUUGAUAGGUUAUUACUAUACUAAUACACUUAAGUAGACUUUAGAAUAUAAGGGUGAACUUUUCUCGUAUUCUUAUUUUAAUGUGAUCGAAGACUUUGUCUUUAGAAUAUUUAUUUUGAUAAUUAUGUAGUGCAUAUCAUCUAGACUGUAUUUUGUAUCUUUUAAUUUGAUGUACCUUUGUUAUAUGAACAUUCCUAUAUCUGUAUUUAGGGAAAUCAGUUAUAAUUGAGAUUUAGUGUUUCACAUUUUAUUUUUAUUAUGGAUUCUUAAUUGUCUGUGAUGCAAGUACUGCUUUACUCAGUAUGCAAUGAGAGAAGCAAUUCAUUUGGUCAGAACUUUAGCAUUUAAUGUUGAAAUUGAUCUUGUGAUUAGAGGAGUCAUCAAGUUGUAACACCUAUUGUGGCCAUAGUGCAGGAAUUUUGGAAGUCUGAAUGCAAAUUUUUUAUAGAGUACAAAUUGAUAACAUUGUUGGUCAUUCAACUGUUGUACAAAAAAUAAUUACUUAGCUGCUUGAGCUCCUUCUCCAUCUGUUGGAAAGUUAAAGUUGAUUGGUUAUUUGUAUUGAUUUGUCAAAUUUUCACACAUGCAGGAAUUUGAUGCCAACUCCUAGUAAGAUACAGUAGAGUUGCUGUACUUAGUUUGUGGAUUUGCAGGUUAACAAGUAACUGGUCUGUAUUAGCUAUAAGAUGUGUGACAUAUUUUUGCUCUUAAGUAACCAGGUUUUGCAUAAAAGUCAAAUACAUACUGUACAGUAAUAGCAGGUUUUCCUUCUUUAUCCCUGAAAUUGCUUUAGGCCUUUAAUUCAUAUUUACUUUUGGAAUACCAUUCCUUUUUAUUUUGUCAAUAUUGAUAUUUUUUUGUUUAGCUGAGUGUUUUUUUGAAAUCUUAGAUUCUUAAAAAUACUUUUAGAAAAUUCAGGUGGUGAUAUCCUGUUGUUUGUCUGUCUUUGCUUGUGCUGGGUUUUAUCCCAAAUCUCCCUCAAACCUGAACAUGGCAGUGUAUAUACAGAAAACUUGCCCUUAUUUUGCUCUCUCGAUAAUGUUAAUAAGUUUUCUGUCAUUAUGGUGGCGGUUUUCAAUCUGUUCGGCUUUCUCUGAAGUUGGUUCACAUCAGCUAGCAGUAUUUUUGUACUUACAUCAUUGAAAGGUCUCUCUUUUAUACUUUUUUUGUUAUGUAACAGACUAAAUUGCAUUUAUUAGUGAGUUUUUAAAGAUUGGUCAUGUCCUCAUCCUUUCAAUUAAAUGCUUAGAAUUACUAGUCAUAUGGUAUGUUUGAAAUGAGUGUGUUUUGAGUUUUAAUGCAUAGUAUAUAUUUUGGAAGGUUUGUCAUUUAAUAAAGCAAUGCUCUGAACUUUUGUGGAUCAGUUUAUCCUUAUGUAGAUGGAAAAUGUACUGGUAUAAACGCUCUGUGCCACAUGUAUUGCUUCUCUUCAUUUGUAUGGUAUAAGGUGGGAAUCAGUACUUCAUCUACAUGAUCAAAUCAUAAGAUGUGAAGAAGAAUAUUAUGGAUAAGUACAGCAGCCUAUGUUAAACCUGUUCACGCAUUUUUGUUAGGAGUAUGUUCACAUGAUCCUUCCUCAAGUUGUUAAUUUUGGCAAAUGUUGUAGAAUUCUUUAAAAUACUAUGGUUGUUUCAACCCAUCAUUUCCUGUAUCCUUUGAGAAAGCAUUUGUCCUGGCUUUAAUAGUAUUUUAUGGUACUUUCUCCAUUUGCAUUUAGUUUUGUAACAAAAGGCAGUGUGUGUUAAAAGUGUAAAGAUCCAUUUAUUGACAUUUUUCAUGUUAUUUAGUGAAAAUUUUCUGAUGAAAAAAAAAAAAAGAUUCCUGCUGUGGAUGUGUAGCUCAAUAUCCUUCUAUUAUUAUUAUGUAAUAAUUUGGAAUUUUUACCAGUGAAAACAGCAUUCUCUUUUGAUUCAAGUUUAUUAUAAUACAUAUUUCUCAAUAUAAAUGUAAUUCACAUUUUCAAUAUCAAUACAGUAAGUGAAUUUGACACUUCUGCAUCAGCAAGUAGUCAUGAAUGUUGAAUGAGGCUCUCUGUAUAUUGCUCUCUGUAAUCUUUUCCAAAUCUCCUAGCAAGUUUUUCUAUUCUAAAUGCAAAUGUAGUCUCAACUUUUAUCUUAUUUUUUAUUGCAUUACAAUAGAGGUUCAGUUUUUACCAUUGCUGAUUACUAUUUGAAAGAAGAGGAUGAUGAUUGAAUUUGUUGUCUUUCUAGCUCCAGAUAUCUUGAAGUAUUUUCCUUUUUUAGUAGUGGCAUCACUGAUUUGGAUCAUUUUGCUUAGAAAAUUUUCCUUCAAUAUGACAUUUUCCUUGUGCUAUGCUAUAACCAAGAUAGGAAGACUCUAAACCGUACUCUUAAAGGCUUCUUUGAGAGAGAAUAGAGUGGCUUAUUUUCAGACUUAGUGAUAAAGUAUAAGAGCUGCAGUGCAUAGUAGCAUGACUUGUUCACAUUCUUUGUGAUAUGUCUUACAAAAGUUAGUUGCUGUGAAUGUCAUAGCCAUUACACUUUUUGUUUUUUUUUUUUUUUUUUUUUUUUUUUUUUUUUUUUUUUGCUGUAAAUUUUGAUAAAUCUCCAUUGUUUCACUUAGGCUAUCAGUUUAGGGAGGAGUAGAAUGAUUAAUAAUGCAAAGGGGAAAAAUAACUCGGCACAAAGAGACCUUUCCUAAGGGUUCAUCUUUGUUUCUGGUAUCUGGUUGUACACUCCGUGUCAUAAGGUGCAUAUACCACACUAAAACUAUAUACUUCAAGUUUUGAAGAUAUAUACUUCCCUAUCUGUGGUUUAGACUUCAAGUUUUGAAGAUAUACAUAUACUUCCCUCUCUGGGGUUUUUCAGAUAAUUGUCACAAUGAAGCCCAAUUUAGAGAGAUCUUUCCUUUUUGUUUACUUUUGCAUUAAAUAUCUGCCUUUUGUUUUCAUCGCGUUUUGGAGAAGUGGGUCAGACUUGUCAAUUUAUUCUCUUUUGCUCUUCGUAGCAUUUUUCUCUUCUCAAGCACUUUCAUACAUUACAGUUUGAUUGUGAUUCUUUUCAUUAUAUUUUUGUCUUGUGUUAUAUGUAAUCCUAACUUAUUUAUUUGAUGAGGGAAUAUAUGAGAAUUGAGUUCAGAUGUUGCCUGUAACUCUUUUCUGUUUGUUUUUGCAUAGAUAUCCAAGUGUACAUACCUUUAUGAAUUUGAAAUGAUUAAAGAUCAAUCUAUUUAAUAUUGUGUAAGGUUUUUGUAUUCAUGGAUGUAUUUUGUUUGAUAAAUACAAUAUACUGUAUACAUUUUGCAAAAGAGGGAUAUCAUGUACACCAUCAGUAAAACUAAAACAAUACUAUUUAUAGUGAGUGCAUUUGUACUUACAUGGUGAGGGAACAUUGUUUCUAUUUAUAUUGCCAAUAUUGGGGCUUUGAAUAACAACAGAGUGGUUUCUUAAGAGAAAUGUGGAUUAACUGCAAAGCACAAUUUGUUGUAUCAGUUCAAAAUGAGUCAUGCCAAAAGUCUGCAUGUUGAGAAAAUGUAAGAAAUGUGUAGUGGUAAUUGCAGUUUGCUUAGUAUUAUGUUUUAUGGCAUAAAUAUUUUAGCUGCAUUAAAGGUCGUGUUUUUAUUUUUACAGUUCUUGUAUAAAAACUGUUCUUAUGUGGUCAGGCAAGUUGCUAUGGUCCAGCACACACAUUAAUAAUUUGCUGGGUUUACUGCAGGUAGCAGAUUCUCUUUCCUUUUCAGAACUUUAGCCAUAAUGACAUUGCCAGAAAUCCCCUCUCUCUCUUUCCUCAUUUACAAGAAGUAGCAUUGCAGGGAAAAUGAUUAACAUUGAACUUUUAAGGUAUGUUUGUUUGGAUGCUUUGAAUGUGUGAAAAUCCAUUUGUUGUCCAUUAUAAUACAGUAAUUGGCUAAGUCUCUGUUAAUUGUAUCAAUACUUUCCAUGCAGUUGUUGGAGAUAAAACUGAUGCAUAACAACACCACCUUGAGCUUUGGGUGCUGAGAUUGUAAUGAAAAUGUGUUUUGCUAGAGUUAUUCUUCUAUUUUAUAAUUUCAUAGAUGUAUUUUUAACUUUGCGGUUAUUUUGAGAAUUCCUGUUCUUUUCAUUUCAAGUGUGAUCUGUGAAGGUCUUUUGCUGAUAUUACAGGUUCUUUCCUAGAAGGUUGAAAGACCCUAGAAUUUAUUUUCCUGGUGGAAAGUUCUGGAUUUGGGCCCCAUUCUUUGCUGUCAUUAAGGUCCUUUACUGUUUUAUUUUGUAAUGUUUUGAAAACAUUAGAAAAAUGGAAGAGAUACCACAGAUUUAAAAGCAACUAUUGUAUAAAAUCACAUUUCACAUUGAUAAAUGGGUACCAGCAUUAGCUGAGAGUUAAAGGCGGGGGCAGAAAAAUAAUGGCUAACAUAUUGCACUGUUCCUGACCCUAGUAUGCAUGAGCUUCCAGUGGUAUGGAUCUGACUUAGAUUUUUUUUACUUGUUCAACAAAAGAUCCAAAAAUGGACCAGUGAAUGCUGUAACUUUCAUUGUGUUCAAGGUAUCUGAUCUUUGAUAUUGGUCAGUGUUUUGGUGUUAUUAUUUCAGUUUUCGGGAAUUUUUAUUUGCUGUUGCUUGUAACUUGUAGGUUCUCAGGGGACAUAUUUUGGCCGUAUAAAUUAUUUGAAACUGGUGUAUGUCACUUAUCAGUUUGUUAUAAUCUUGUUAUUGGCAUAAUAUAUAACCCACAUGCAUUAAAAAAUUUUGUCAUAUUAAAAAAAAUAUAUUUACAAUCUUCUGUCACAUUUGUAGUCUAGUCUGCCAAAAUUCAUGGUGUAAUCAUGUUUGUUCCAGUAGAAUACCAUCACACUGAUGGAGUACAAGAACCCUUGUAAAAUGUGAAAGGAGUAGGUGUACUAAACUUGAAAACUUUUCCAGAUAGAAUCAUAGCUUUAAUUUGGUUUGGUAGGAUAAGUGUUAUAAUUUGUAAGCUUUCAUUCUUUUACUUAUCAAGGGAAUCUUAUCGUUAGCAUGAAUUGCAACUGCUUAAAAAGAAUAUGGAAGUUCAUAUCUGUGCUAAUAUUGACAUCACAUUUACCAAAUUUGAAAGUUUCAAAUUGAUCACAGUAAAUUCAUGAAAACUGAUGGUCAGUUUUCUUUAGGAAAGGAAAUUUAUAUGUAAGUGGUAUAGACAAUAAUAUAGCAUUCAAUGAUAUUUGGCACCAUCAUAAAAUUAUUCUGUCCAUUGACUGUAUUAUGUGUAAUACACAUAAUAAUAACAUAUUUUAAAGAUUAUUGACAGUUUACUGUAAAAUAGUUUGUUAAAAGUACCCUUUGCUGUGGUAUCAGCAUGAAAGCCUUCGUUGCCCACUGUAUGAGGCUUUAAACCCAGUGGCAUGGUUUUAAAUUUGGGUUGUAAAUUAGUGACCUUAUCAUUAAGAGAGAAAUAAGGUAAUGUCUGGCAACAUCCAUUUACGUUUGGUAUAUCCUCUUUGCUGGUAUCUGUUGUAUUGAUAUUUUUGUAAUUUCUCAUAGUAGUUAUGAUGUGCUUUUCAUUUGCAUUUUCUUAGGUUUUAUUUGUAGCAAAUGAAUGACUUUGAGAAGCUAGGAAAGCAGGCCCAGAUAAUAUAUGUUACAUGUAAUUUGAUAAACCAAAAGUUUUGACUUUGAUGUUCAAAUUGUAAUAAAUGACACUGUAAUGUUAUGCUGUAUAUUAUUUGUACAAUACAGGCAGCCCCCAGUUAUCAGCGGGGUUCCAUUCUCGGCGGGCUGCUGAUGAGCGAAAACCACCAUUAACCGAAACUCAUUCAUUUAUGGUGCCGAUAUCAGGUUAAUGGCGCCUAUAUUAGGUAUGUUAUGGCACCAUAUUUCUAUUAUCAGUGCCAACCGAAAAUUGGUGCAUUUCUAGAUGAGCGCCAUAAAAUGGAUUGCCAUUAACUGAGUCUGCUGAUAACCAGGGACUGCCUUAGUUUUUCUGUACUCAUGUGAAAAUGACAUUCCAAAACAGUAAUUAUUUUCACAUUGAUAUUGAUAGAUACAAUAUGUAAAUGUAAAUAAGAAACCAACCAGACAUUGGUAGCAACAGUCGAAGGAGAUACCUAUGCUGCUAAAGGUAAUAUUUGUUUCUUUUUCAACGAAAGAAUUUUGCCAGAAUGGAGGAUUUGGUAUGAGUGUAGUGACUGAAGAUGUUUAUUCUUAAACAAGUCAAAUUGAGGAAGUGUUGCAACACCACUGAUUUCACAUAGCAAUAAACAUUUUUAUUAGAUAGGUAUUUUUCGUAAUGGUAAGUCUUGAAGAUUAUAUACUUCACAAUUACACUCUUACCAAGAAUGACUUGCGACACAUAUUGGAUUUGGUGAGGUUUUUUUUACACUUUGUGCAUGUCUUGACACACCUGAAAAUGACAGGACACCUUUUUUUAUUUAGGUUACUAAACUGUUGCUUAAUGGCUUUGAGACAGCAGGCAGUAUAUACGUAUAACUCCAUCUUGCCCACCUGCUCGAUAUCAUGACAACUUAUAUGCAACUAUGAUUAAACACAUCAAAAUAUGGAUUAUGGGCCCAAACUUCAUGAAUUUGCAGAGCUUUGUCUCUCCUUGUUGAUAGUUAUAAGAUCCUAUGUUACCUGAUAUUUGUGAUUUCUAUGUAUGCAUUGGGUGGAUGUACAAAAACCCACUCAUUUCUAAUCUAGUGAGUGUUGGAGGAGUGAGCUUCAGUAGGUGUUCCAUUUUGUGCAGAUACAAUAUCUACAUCUAUUCCUUUUAGUAGGUAAAGGUCUGCAUUUAGGAUACCGAGUCAAAUUUUGUUUUUAAGAGUACUUUUAAAACCCAAGUUUUAACAAAUUUCAUUUUGGUUAGGUACAUGUUUUGCUAAGUAAAGUUUGCUUUGUCUCAUGCUUGAGUUUAAUAUGUUUUGCCUACAGAAGAAGCCCAGUUUUCCAAUCCCACAAGAGAGAAAAUGAGAGAGAGAGAUAGAGAGAAUGAGAUGCGUAGACUACAAUCUAAGUCAGUUUCCUUGUAGAAUAUAAUUUGAAGAUUAAAUAAAUAGGAUUUUCAUAGGAUUGGCUUUUUGUAUAAAGUUCUUUUAGGAUUAAAUCCUUCUGUGGCUCAUAAAGUUUAAGACUGAUGAACAUGUUACAUUUUCAAGGAAUACAACAAAAAAAAUUGAGCAACUUUGUGUCAUCCUGAGAAAAUCCUAGACUUCCUUACACCAGAGGUUAAGAAGAUAUCAUCAUUGCUAUGUAUCUUGUUACUCUGAUUGUGCUCCUGAGGAUAAUACAGUAGUGUGUUUUAUGUCGAGAAUGGCAGAGUUAAGGUAGGAAGAAGUUACAAUACAAUAAAGUUUGAGUAUUGCAAAGUAAGGUAGACCCUUCAGCCUAAGUUGGUCUGUGCAUGGCACAAGGACAUGUUAUACCCACAAGAAAAAGAAUUGGGAAUUGGAUAUUGCAAGUAGCAUUUUGAUUCCACUUCGAGAUCCAGGACAGGCAUUGACCUUUGAAGUUGGUUAACAGUAAUAAACAUCUGGCCUUAGUUUAGGCCCUUUCUUGCCUUGCUUGUGCCAUAUGCAGUCUGUUGCUGCUUGAUGCAGAGUAAACAGUGAACUUACUCAGUCUUAAGUUAUUAUUACAAUCUUCAGAUAUCUUGUGGCUAUUUUUGGUCUCUAGUAUCUAGGUUAGCAUGUAGAAAAUAUUAUGAAUAAAAUUUAUUUUUGUGGCAUAUGAAA
Molecule: messenger RNA, 16897 nt
Organism: Macrobrachium nipponense
Lineage: Eukaryota; Metazoa; Arthropoda; Malacostraca; Decapoda; Palaemonidae
Gene: Mnn1
Product: menin-like
Exons: 11
Coding region: 382-2241 (619 amino acids)
Biological process (GO): regulation of transcription by RNA polymerase II; negative regulation of cell cycle; negative regulation of cell population proliferation
Cellular component (GO): histone methyltransferase complex; chromatin; nucleus
Molecular function (GO): transcription cis-regulatory region binding; Y-form DNA binding; chromatin binding
Source: RefSeq, a predicted model, not a curated record